Molecule: messenger RNA, 5931 nt
Organism: Quercus lobata
Lineage: Eukaryota; Viridiplantae; Streptophyta; Magnoliopsida; Fagales; Fagaceae
Gene: RLT2
Product: Homeodomain-like transcriptional regulator
Exons: 18
Coding region: 428-5755 (1775 amino acids)
Biological process (GO): regulation of transcription by RNA polymerase II
Molecular function (GO): DNA binding
Source: RefSeq, a predicted model, not a curated record
UCUGCUUCUUCUUCUAUUACUGCUACUAUUAUAUUUAUUAUUAGUGGUAGUAGUAUUAUUAUUUUUUGUUAUUCCCCAAAUCUCACCGCACAUCUCAAUCACGCUCUUCGAUUCUUGAUGAUCUUAAUCUCUAGAGAGAGAAAUUGUGCCUCUUCACGGUUUUUAGAGAGAGAAACUAAAGAACUCGUUGAAUUUAUAUUCGCUUUUCCCGUCAAACCCCAGAACUUGCAGCAGUACCUUGUUUUAGAGAGAGAAAACUCUGUUUCUAGAGCGAGAAACUGGAAUUUUUUUUUCCUUUUUCUUUCAGCUCGGAGUUGAAGAGAUAUUUUGUAUGUGUUUUUAUGGAAAUUAUAUAAUUUCUUAGUUUUUGAGCUUCGGCGAGGUUCGAUUUCUAGGGUUUUUUUGGUGGUGAGCUUGAUCUUCGGCAAUGGAGGUUGCUACUGGUUCUGAAGGAGAGAAGAAGAAGCCACUUGAGGUUGAGAACAAGACGAAGCGGAAAAUGAAGACCGCUUCGCAGUUGGAGAUUCUGGAAAAAACCUAUGCUGUGGAGGCGUACCCGUCGGAGGCAUUGCGAGCUGAGCUUUCGGCGAAAUUAGGGCUCUCUGAUCGGCAAUUGCAGAUGUGGUUCUGUCAUAGGAGGUUGAAAGACCGGAAAGGUCCAUCGUCAGGGAAGCGGCAGCCGAAGGAUUCUCCGGCCAGAGAGGAAAUGGCGGUGGCAGAGGUGGGGAAUGAGCUCGGUUCGGGUUCGGGCUCAGCAUCAAGUCUGUUAGCAGAGUCACGACGAGUUGUUGGGCGGCCCGGGGUUGCGGUUGCGAGGAUGGGAGGUGAUGUGGCAGUAAUGAGUAGGUACUACGAGCCGCAGCAGACGAUAGCUGAGCUUCGGGCUAUUGCUUUUGUGGAGGCACAGUUGGGGGAGCCACUGAGGGAGGAUGGGCCCAUUCUCGGGAUGGAGUUUGAUUCCUUGCCGCCUGAUGCAUUUGGAGCUCCGAUAGGAGCGGUGACAGUGGGGCAGCAGAAGCAGUCUGGGAGGCCAUUUGAGCCAAAGUUAUAUGAGCGACACGAUGCUAAACCGAUCAAGGGUGCUGGCAGAGCUCUCCAUGAAUACCAAUUUCUUCCGGAGCAACCAACUGUUAGAACUGAUGCAUAUGAGAGAGUUGCUCCAUCUUACCACUAUGGUUCACCCGCAGAUGGUCCAAAUGCCAGAACUUCGUCAGUAAUUUCUGGGCGCUCUUUCAUGCAUGGGAAUGAACAAGUACCUUCUGGAUAUGGUUUUCAAGGUCAGGUGCCUGGUUUAAAUCUUUUGCCUAACCAAGGCAGGCAGGGUCACCUCUUGCCCUCUGUUUCGGGAGAGUAUGACACUGUUCCACGAAAGAAUGCCUUUCCAAACAUUGCCAUGGAUGCUCAUUUUGCUGCUCACCCCAUUACUCAAUUGGAAAAUCCUUUUCUGCCGUCUGACAGGAGGGUCGCCCAUGAUGAGGAUGUUCCACGGAUGGAGAGAAAACGCAAGAGUGAGGAAGCGAGAAUAGCACGGGAAGUUGAAGCCCAUGAGAAGAGGAUUCGGAAAGAGCUUGAAAAACAAGAUAUUUUGAGGCGCAAGAGGGAAGAGCAAAUAAGGAAAGAGAUGGAAAGGCAUGAUCGUGAAAGGCGGAAGGAAGAAGAAAGGCUAUUGCGAGAAAAACAGCGAGAGGAGGAGAGAUACCAAAGGGAACAAAGGCGUGAACUAGAGCGGAGGGAGAAGUUCUUGCAGAAGGAGUCACUAAGAGCUGAGAAGUUAAGACAAAAAGAGGAACUACGCAGAGAAAAGGAGGCAGCAAGGCUCAAAGCUGCUAAUGAGAGAGCUAUUGCUCGUAGAAUUGCUAAAGAAUCAAUGGAACUAAUUGAGGAUGAACGCUUGGAACUCAUGGAAAUAGCCACAUCCAGCAAGGGGUUGCCUUCAAUUGUCUCUCUUGACUAUGAUACUUUGCAAAAUCUCGAGUUAUAUCGAGAUAUGCUGGCUGUUUUCCCACCCAAAUCUGUGUGUUUGAAAAGGCCUUUCACUAUUCAACCUUGGACUGAUUCAGAGGAAAACGUAGGGAAUCUUCUUAUGGUUUGGAGGUUCUUAAUUACUUUUGCGGAUGUUCUGGGACUCUGGCCAUUUACUCUGGAUGAGUUCAUCCAAGCUUUCCAUGACUAUGAUCCAAGGUUGUUAGGUGAGAUAAAUAUUGCUCUUCUGAGGUCCAUCAUAAAAGAUAUUGAAGAUGUUGCUAGAACACCCUCUACUGGGCUGGGAACAAAUCAAUAUAGUGCUGCUAACCCCGGAGGUGGGCAUCCACAGAUUGUUGAAGGGGCAUAUGCUUGGGGUUUUGAUAUACGUAACUGGCAAGGCCAUUUAAAUCCUUUGACAUGGCCAGAAAUUUUGCGGGAAUUUGCUCUAUCAGCAGGUUUUGGGCCACAAUUGAAGAGAAAGAAUAUUGAACAGACCUAUCUUCGUGAUGACAAUGAGGGUAAUGAUGGUGAAGAUGUAAUAUCUAAUUUGCGCAAUGGUGCAGCCGUUGAAAAUGCUGUUGCUAUAAUGCAAGAAAGGGGUUUUUCUAAUCCACGUAGAUCUAGGCAUCGUUUGACACCUGGAACUGUCAAAUUUGCAGCAUUUCAUGUUCUCUCCCUCGAGGGAAGUAAGGGCCUUAAUAUAUUAGAAGUUGCAGAAAAGAUUCAGAAAUCUGGACUUCGGGAUCUCACAACAAGCAAGACACCUGAAGCUUCUAUUGCUGCUGCCUUAUCUAGGGAUUCAAAACUUUUUGAGAGGACAGCUCCUUCAACGUAUUGUGUACGUUCUGCCUAUAGGAAGGACCCCGCUGAUGCUGAGGCAAUACUUUCUAUGGCCAGGGAAAGAAUCCGGAUAUUUAAAAGUGGUAUUGUGGAUGGAGAAGAUGCGGAUGAUGCUGAAAGAGAUGGAGAUUCUGAAAGUGAUGGAGGUGAGGAUCCUGAGGUUGAUGAUUUAGGUACUGAGACAAAUUCAAAUAAAGAGGAUCUGAAUUCCAAAGAGACAACCGAGUUCAGUGCUACUCCAUUGGGAAAUGGCAAGGGGAGUGAUGAUGUUUUGGAAACUCCACAAGUCAGUCUUGGCAAUAUAGAUGAGGGUUUGUUUUCAAUGCAGUCAGGAGGAAAUGGGGAUAAAGAUUCUGGUUUGUUUGUUGCCCAGUCUGUUGAUGUCUCUGGAAUUGGUAAUAAUAUGGUUGUUGGUAAUCAAGAAGAUGCAGAUAUUGAUGAAAGCAAUCCUGGUGAAUCGUGGGUUCAGGGACUUAUGGAAGGAGAGUAUUCUGAUCUUAGUGUUGAGGAGCGCCUGAGUGCGCUUGUUGCUUUAAUUGGCAUUGCAAUUGAAGGAAACUCUAUCCAUGUUGUUCUUGAGGAACGUUUAGAAGCAGCAAAUGCUCUGAAGAAGCAAAUGUGGGCCGAGGCACAACUUGAUAAACGCCGUAUGAAAGAAGAGUUUGUGUUGAGGACAAAUUAUUCAUCAUUUGCAGGAAACAAGGCUGAACCUAAUCUUCUUACAAAUUCCUUGGCAGAGGAUCGGCAAAGUCCACUUUGCACCAUUAAUGACAAAAACAAGGAGACGUCUGUGGCCCCUGCUGUUGAGCAAGAACAGUUAAAUAAUAUACAGAAUGACCAAAAUUAUCUUAACAGUUUGCCCUCUGAAGAGAACCUGCAAAUCCAUGAUUACCCUGCUGGCCCAGAUAAUCUUCCAUGUCAGCAACCAGGAUAUGUUGCUGAAAGGUCACGCUCACAGCUAAAAUCUUACAUUGGUCACAAGGCGGAAGAGAUGUAUGUAUAUCGAUCACUGCCUCUUGGUCAGGAUCGCAGACGUAAUCGAUACUGGCGGUUUAUUACAUCUGCUUCUCGAAAUGAUCCAGGCUGUGGCAGGAUCUUUGUUGAGUUGCAUGAUGGUCAUUGGAGGCUUAUUGAUUCUGAAGAGGGUUUUGAUGCUUUGUUGUCAUCUUUAGAUGUACGUGGGGUAAGAGAAUCUCAUUUGCACACGAUGUUGCAGAAGAUUGAGAUGUCCUUCAAGGAAUCUGUUCAGAUGAACAUGCGUUCUGCUAUGGGGAGACAUGGUGGAGACUCUGUCAAAACAGAAGCCAUUGAAAUGGUUCCUGGCCCUGAUUUCAGCGUAGGCACUGAUAGCCCUAGAAGUACUGUGUGUGCUGAUUCUGAUACGUCAGAGACCUCAACAUCUUUUACGAUUGAGCUUGGAAACAAUGAAUGUGAAAAAAAUGAUGCCUUGAAGAGAUAUCAGGAUUUUGAAAAAUGGAUGUGGAAAGAUUGUGUUAAUUCAUCAGUAAUAUUUGCAAUGAAGUAUGGGAAGAAAAGGGAUCUACAAUUGCUGAGUACUUGUGAUUACUGCCAUGAUGUCUAUUCUUUUGAAGACAACCACUGUCCUUCCUGCCAUAAGACAUACAGUUCAUCUCGGAACUUAAAUUUUUCUGAACAUGUGUCUCAAUGUGAAGAAAAACCAAAGUUUGACACUCAAAAUACUUGGCAUGGUUCACUCUUAGCUCCUCUCCGGAUAAGGUUGCUUAAAGUGCAAUUAGCUUUGAUUGAGGUUUCUAUUCCACUGGAAGCUCUUCAACCUCUAUGGACCAACAGUUAUCGAAAAUCAUGGGGAAUGAAAUUGCACUCCUCAUCAUCAGCUGAAGAUCUUCUUCAGGCUUUGACAUUGUUGGAAAGUGCCAUAAAGAGGGACUAUUUAUCAUCGAACUUUGAGAGCACCACUGAGCUGCUGGGAUCCUCUAACCCUUCAGGAAGUGGUACGGAUUAUUCUUUUGGUCCUGAAACAGUUCUCAUACUUCCAUGGAUACCACAUACAACAGCGGCUGUGGCUCUGAGGCUCAUGGAAUUUGAUGCGUCCAUCUCCUAUAUGCUGAAGCAGAAAGUGGACUCUCAGAAGGAUAAGGGACCUUGGGUUAUUAAGCUUCCAUCAAAAUAUGCCACUGUCAAGAAUUCAAAAGAUGAUGAUACAGGUCAUAUACCUUAUCAGGCUGAACAUCUUAAAGAAGAGAAAUGGGUUGAUUCAGGUAGUGGACUUGCUAGCUCUGGUCGUGGACGAGGGGGCCGUGGAAGAGGCCGUGGUCGUAUUCGUGGCAGAAGCUCACAAGGAAGGGUCAUUAGUUCCAGAGCUGAAUCUGGUAAGAGAACUUCCUCCACAAAGAGUGACAGAUUGGGGCAGGCAUUGGGAUGGAGAGGACGACCACGUGGACGAGGAGGGCGUAGACGAGGUCGUCGGAGCAUUAGAAGCAGGCAGAGACCUGCAAAGGUGGUUGUGGUUGGUGGAGACAGAGAUAACUCCAAAGAUAUCAUCCUUGAUAAAUCGCCAAGUGGCUUGGAGUGGAAUGGAGAUGAAAGCAUGCGGCUGCCAGGGGAGGAUGCUGGGAGUACUAGCAGUUCAGAAAGAUCAGAUUAUGAUUAUGAAAAUGGUCAGGCAACUGGAGAUGAAUAUGAUGAUAUGGUGGUGGAUGACUUUGCUGCGGGAUAUCCUGGCAGGUCUGAUGACUUGCUACAGGGGACCUAUUAUAACGUAGAUGUAGAGGAAGAAGAUGAAGAAGAAGAAGAAGAUGAAGAUGAUGUUGAUGACAAUGAAGGAGAUGCAGAAGAUGAGCAAGGGGAUCUUGAUAUUGAUGAAUAUAUAAAUGGGGACUCGGAUGAGGAGGGAAACGGGGGUGGGGACAGAGAGCAGAACCUUGAUCAAGAUCAAGGUACAUAUACAUCCUCGGACUACAGCGAGUAAUGCAAUCUGUGACAUUGUUAUUGUAUGAGAGAUGUUACAUCAUUGUAUUGCACUCUUUGUUUUCCUCGAUGCAUCCGAACCAUCCUUGUAAGCCAAUAGUAUUUAUAAAGGUUACUGUAACCGUGCAAAGCAUGUUAACUGAUAUUAAAUGUGAAUGAAUAUCCCAUUUUGUUCAA